UGACUGGCUGGCUGCUGCUACCGGGAGGGAUGCAUAAAACACCGCAUUUUGACCUUCAUAAACUUUUGACACAGCCAAACUUAGCGCCACUCUUCCUUCUUUGUGCGUAACAGUCCUCCCAAAUGCAUGUACUUUAAAUUAUAGUCCCACUAUAGUCAUAAAGAGAGCAGCCUUUAGCAGAGAUUUGCAUAUUCAUUAGUUAACUCAUAACUUUCUCUUUGAUAGCAUGGGUCCGAAAAAGAGAGGAGCAAGGAAAAGGAAAGCCGAGGAGGCUUUUAGAGGAGAAAAGGAGGAAGAGAAGGACACUGAGGAGAAGAAGGAUGCUGAGGAGAGAGGAGGCAGGAGGAGGAAGGAUUGUGGGAAUAAUAAAUACAUUGGAGCUCAUGUUGGCAUUCAAGGUGGGAUAUGGAAAGCAGUGGGGUCCAGCUCAGAGAUGGGUGGCAACAGUUUCGCCCUGUUCCUGGGCUCCCAGCGGUCAUGGAAGAGGCCUGCAUUGGACCACUCUGCUGCAGCCAAGUUUCGUGAGCAAUGCUCCCUACAGGGGUAUGACCCAGCUCACAUCCUGCCUCAUGGAUCCUACCUGAUGAACUGCGGAUCUCCCAAAGAGGAUGUGUUUGAGAAGAGCCAGGCCCUGCUGGUGGAUGAGCUCAGCCGCUGCAGCCUCCUGGGCCUCAACCUCUACAACUUCCACCCUGGCUCCUCCCUGGGCUCCAUCACCACCGAGCAAUGUGUGGAGAAGAUAGCAGGGGCCAUUAACCACGCUCACCAGCAAACACCCGCAGUGAUUACAGUGUUGGAGAACAUGAGCGGUCAGGGCAACACGUUGGGCGGUAAAUUCUCUGAGCUGAAGAGCAUCAUAGACAAAGUGAGAGACCAGACCAGGGUAGGAGUGUGUCUGGAUACCUGCCAUGCCUUCGCAGCAGGAUAUGACGUGGCUGCAGAGGGAGGAGUGAAGGCCAUGCUGGAUGAGUUUGAUAAGGAAGUGGGGCUCUGCUAUCUUAAAGCCAUACAUCUCAAUGACUCUAAAGGUAAACUAGGCUGCAACCUGGAUCGCCAUGAGGACAUUGGUAAAGGUCACAUCGGAAUCUCUGCUUUCCGAGACAUCGUCAACGAGCGCAGACUGGACAACAUCCCUCUGAUACUGGAGACACCUGGACGGCCAGGGUUCGAGUAUGCCGAGCAGAUUGAACUUCUCUAUUCCCUCUGUGAGAAAAAAUAGUAAGCGCCCUUACUGAUGAAGUGGCCCUGCUAAACUGAAGCCUGUGAAACCACAGCUCACACGUCUGUUAGGAGAAUUGAAGUGUUUGUCAAGGACCAAAGAGGCUGGGUGCUGGAGCCCGUUUCACUUUGUUCGGUUGUUAAUCACUGUGUGAACAGUUCCGAACAUGAGCUGAAUAAAUGUGUUGUUGAAAGUUUUCA
Sebastes umbrosus (honeycomb rockfish) is the source of this 1419-nucleotide messenger RNA. Its product is annotated as probable endonuclease 4. Gene Ontology annotation, cellular component: nucleus; mitochondrion. The coding region runs from base 227 to 1219 and encodes 330 amino acids. Gene Ontology annotation, biological process: base-excision repair. Lineage: Eukaryota; Metazoa; Chordata; Actinopteri; Perciformes; Sebastidae. Gene Ontology annotation, molecular function: DNA binding; phosphoric diester hydrolase activity; DNA-(apurinic or apyrimidinic site) endonuclease activity. The transcript is spliced from 7 exons. The record is from RefSeq and is a predicted model, not a curated record.